Messenger RNA from Gongylonema pulchrum, 351 nucleotides. The record is from the annotation of a GenBank genome assembly. NCBI's taxonomy places the organism in Eukaryota, Metazoa, Nematoda, Chromadorea, Rhabditida, Gongylonematidae.
GAGCGUGAACGUCGGCUGAGGGAAACCAUUGAAGCGGCACGGCGAGAAAGUAUGGAGCCUCCCGAAGCACCGCCGCCUACACGUAAAAUAUGCACCGUUGACCGUUUCAAACGCCUCGGCUCACAAAUUGCCAAAUAUACAUGGAAGGCGCCGUUUAUGCGUGAAUUAUCCUAUGUAGAAAAUUUACAGGAUUCACAGGGAGAGUUGGCUGAAGACCGCAGGAGUCGUCGGGCUACGUUUAUCGAUAAUUUUGUGGCAAAUCGUCUGUACAGCAGCGGCCCGAUUGAUACAUUUGCGCAUGCUACAGCGGAGAGCACCAGAAAGAAUAACAAAAUGGUAAUUUUAUUUUGA